Rubroshorea leprosula is the source of this 655-nucleotide messenger RNA. The record is from the annotation of a GenBank genome assembly. NCBI's taxonomy places the organism in Eukaryota, Viridiplantae, Streptophyta, Magnoliopsida, Malvales, Dipterocarpaceae.
ACUCCGUUUUGGUUUUCCGGUCAAGAUUGAAAAAUACUUUUUUGCAAAUAUAAAUGCUGCACAAUAUAAACUAUCUGAUGAAUCUAGCUAGUCCCUUAAACACAAGAAUAAGCCUUUCCAUUCUAAAGAUUUUGUUCAAUUACGGAGGUGGUGCGCAUACGGUAGAUGAAGUUAAUGCUAGUGACUACAACACUUGCACCGUGGGAAAUUACAUCAGCACAGACCAGAGUGGUGCAACCACCAUCGCUCUCAAGACAGCGGGGACUCAUUACUUCAUCUGUAGUGUGACUGGCCAUUGUGGGAGUGGCAUGAAACUUGCUGUCGAUGUGGCAGCUGCAGCCUCACCCUCCGGGACUCCAUCUUCCCCAUCCUCUUCCGGCGCUGUCUCCUCGGUUGUAUUAGUUUUAAGAGGCAAAAUGGCUAUUUACUUAUUAAACCAUUAUCUCUUCUUUUCUUCGGCUGGCAUUUAGGGGGCCGUGUUUCAGACGUUCCUCUUUUCUGCUUUAGACAGGUCAUUCAUCAUUGCUUCUUUCACCUUUUACUCAUCCCCAUUCUUUUCUGCUCCCCCUUUUCUACCCUGCUUUUGCUCCUUUUCUCUCUCCUUCUUUUCUACUGCUAUGAAAAGAAGACCAUGAAAUGAAAAGGAUAUCCUGUU